This is a messenger RNA of Rhododendron vialii, 2482 nucleotides long. RefSeq names its product heat shock cognate 70 kDa protein 2-like. The record is from RefSeq and is a predicted model, not a curated record. Lineage: Eukaryota; Viridiplantae; Streptophyta; Magnoliopsida; Ericales; Ericaceae. Gene Ontology annotation, biological process: protein refolding; cellular response to unfolded protein. Gene Ontology annotation, molecular function: ATP hydrolysis activity; ATP-dependent protein folding chaperone; ATP binding. Bases 281 to 2236 code for a protein of 651 amino acids. The transcript is spliced from 2 exons. Gene Ontology annotation, cellular component: cytoplasm.
CGUGAGUCAUGAAUUUAGGGGUUUCCGAACAUUCUCGAACGCCUAUAAAAAAAUACUCCGUAUAUAAAAAAAAGAGAACAUUCUCGAACACAUAGCCCUACGCGGACUCACUGUGCUAUAAAAUCCCACUCCUCUCUUACACCAUCAAGCAAUUCGCAGACCCUAGAUUUAUCAUACAUCCACUUAUUUCUGUAUCUGUAUUCAUUCUUUUACUACUCGCCGACGAAACCCUUGAGAGAGAGAGAGAGAGAGAGAGAGAGAGAGAGAGCAAUUCGGUUCGAUGGCAGGAAAAGGAGAGGGACCGGCGAUCGGGAUCGAUCUCGGCACGACGUACUCCUGCGUGGGAGUAUGGCAGCACGAUCGCGUAGAGAUCAUCGCCAACGACCAGGGAAAUAGGACGACUCCGUCCUAUGUGGCUUUCACCGACACGGAGCGGUUGAUCGGAGACGCGGCGAAGAAUCAGGUCGCCAUGAACCCCAUCAACACCGUCUUCGAUGCUAAGAGGUUGAUUGGUAGGAGGUUCAGCGACUCCUCUGUUCAGGGUGACAUGAAGUUGUGGCCUUUCAAGGUCAUUCCCGGGCCUGGAGACAAGCCCAUGAUUGUUGUCAGUUACAAGGGUGAGGACAAGCAGUUUGCAGCUGAGGAAAUCUCCUCCAUGGUUCUCAUUAAAAUGCGCGAAAUUGCUGAGGCAUUCCUUGGCUCAAAUGUGAAGAAUGCCGUGGUCACUGUCCCUGCAUACUUCAAUGAUUCUCAACGCCAGGCAACAAAGGAUGCUGGUGUCAUUGCCGGUCUCAAUGUCAUGCGUAUCAUCAAUGAACCCACUGCUGCUGCCAUUGCCUAUGGUCUUGACAAGAAAGCAACCAGUGUGGGAGAAAAGAACGUUUUAAUCUUUGAUCUUGGUGGCGGUACCUUUGAUGUCUCUCUUCUAACCAUUGAAGAGGGUAUCUUUGAGGUCAAGGCCACAGCAGGAGACACCCAUCUUGGAGGGGAAGACUUUGACAACAGAAUGGUGAACCACUUUGUCCAGGAGUUCAAGAGGAAGAACAAGAAGGACAUCAGCGGCAACCCAAGAUCUCUAAGGAGGUUGAGGACUUCUUGUGAGAGAGCCAAGAGGACUCUUUCCUCCACCGCCCAAACCACCAUCGAAAUCGAUUCCUUGUACGAGGGUAUUGAUUUCUACUCCACCAUUACUCGCGCCAGAUUUGAGGAGCUCAACAUGGAUCUCUUCAGAAAGUGCAUGGAGCCAGUUGAAAAAUGUUUGAGAGACGCCAAGAUGGACAAGAGCACAGUACACGACGUUGUCCUCGUCGGUGGUUCCACCAGGAUUCCAAAGGUCCAGCAGCUUUUGCAGGACUUUUUCAACGGCAAGGAGCUAUGCAAGAGCAUCAACCCCGAUGAGGCCGUUGCCUACGGUGCCGCUGUUCAAGCGGCCAUCUUGAGUGGGGAGGGUAACGAGAAGGUCCAAGACCUCUUGUUGUUGGAUGUCACCCCUCUAUCCCUUGGUUUGGAAACCGCCGGAGGUGUCAUGACUGUAUUGAUCCCAAGGAACACAACCAUCCCUACCAAGAAAGAACAGGUCUUCUCUACGUACUCCGACAACCAGCCCGGUGUCUUGAUCCAGGUCUAUGAAGGUGAGAGAACAAGGACAAGGGACAACAAUUUACUUGGAAAAUUUGAGCUCUCUGGUAUUCCCCCGGCUCCAAGGGGUGUUCCUCAGAUUACAGUCUGCUUUGACAUUGAUGCCAAUGGCAUUCUUAAUGUCUCUGCGGAGGAUAAGACCACAGGACAGAAGAACAAGAUUACCAUUACCAACGACAAGGGUAGGCUAUCGAAGGAGGAGAUAGAGAAGAUGGUUCAAGAGGCAGAGAAGUACAAAUCGGAGGAUGAGGAACACAAGAAAAAGGUGGAGGCAAAGAACGCCUUGGAGAACUACGCGUACAACAUGAGGAACACGAUCAAGGACGAAAAGAUUGGGGAGAAGCUGCCGGCUGCAGACAAGAAGAAGAUUGAGGAUGCCAUCGACGGGGCCAUCCACUGGCUGGACAGCAACCAGCUUGCCGAGGCGGACGAAUUUGAGGACAAGAUGAAGGAGCUAGAGAGCAUCUGUAACCCGAUCAUUGCCAAGAUGUACCAGGGUGCAGGUGGUGCCGAUAUGGGCGGUGCCGGUAUGGAUGAUGACAUUCCUGCUGCUGGUGGAAGUGGUGGUGCUGGGCCUAAGAUCGAGGAGGUUGAUUAAAAUGCUGGUGGUUUAAUUAGUUUCGUGGUGGUUCUGUUUUCUGCAUAAUCAGGAUGGUGUUUCGGGGAUUAUGGUUAAGGCUUUGGAAGGAUAUUGAUAGUUGUGUUCAAAGCCUGGAUUAAUUUUUAAGUUUCUUUAUUUUUAAGUUUUCAUUUUCGUAAAUUCCCUGGUUAGUCUUUUGAUAAUUAUUACUCGUGGGUGUUGUGAUUUGUUUGAUGAAUUACCAUGGGGGCUUACGGACCGAAA